GCCAGUAUCUCCGAAAUCGACACCAACGUUGAGAUCGAUAUUGUCGAUCUUUGAAUCGAUCCGCCCACCAUGACUGUACAGUUUGUUCUUUCGAGUUCAGAUGAGCUUGUUUACCUUUAGGACCACUGUAGUAUUGUAUUCUAACAUCUGCUUUUCCUCUAGAAAUAACAUUUUUUUUCCAAAGGUUGCCUGAUUUAGAAAUGAGCUUUAAAAUACACGCCAACAAAUGGCUCUAACAUGUCCCAGUACACUAUGGUGAAAAACCCGUUACAUUUGACCUGUCCUCUACAGUACACUCAGCUAGCUGUUAGCUAGCAAUUAGCUUCAAAGCUAACGUCAAGUUAGCACUGGAGCGGCGCGAAUGAAAACGUUCACAGUGACACAAAACGUCAACAGAAGACGAACAAAAUCCAUGUAACGUUCGUGGAGAAGGAAAAACACGUCUUUUUGUGGAGCGAGUUAACUGGCACCACCAGUGCCACCCCAAGUUCACAAUGUUCUUGUCGACCACAAGCCGUCUACGAGGAAGAGGACACGAUUUCCUCCGUGACUCGAUGAACAUGAUGUUCCACUCUCCGGCCGGUAAGAGACUACGGAUUCUGGUUGACAUGGACGGAGUUCUGGCCGACUUUGAGGGCGGGUUCUUGAGGAAGUACCGGGCUAGGUAUCCGAAUGAUCCCUACAUCACUCUGGAAGAUAGGAGAGGGUUCUGGGUGUCCACGCAGUAUGGACAGCUCAGGAGUGACCUUUGUGAGAAAGCCAUUACUAUAUGGGAGUCCAAGGACUUCUUCAAAGAGCUGGAGCCCCUUCCAGGUGGAGUGGAAGCUGUUAAGCAGAUGUCUAACAUGGACAAUACAGAUGUCUUUAUCUGCACCAGCCCUAUCAAGCACUUCAAGCACUGCCCUUAUGAAAAGUAUGCGUGGGUAGAAAAGCAUUUGGGACAUGAAUUUCUGGAGCAGGUUAUCCUGACCCGAGACAAGACGGUGGUCAGUGGGGACAUCCUUAUUGACGACAAGCCUGACAUUUUAGGCGUGGAGCCCAAACCAACGUGGGAGCAUGUUUUGUUCACCGCCUGUCACAACAAGCACCUUCCUGUCAGAUCUUCGCAGAGGCGCCUUCAGUCCUGGUCUGACGACUGGAAGGCUAUCCUGGACAGCAAAAGGAAAUGACAUGCUGUAACGUCUUCAACUACAAGCUACGGAACCUCAAGUAUGAUUAAGAUUGCAUCACCAGCAGCAUUGCCUUAUAUUUGGCUGCCAGUGCUCAAAAGGAAAGACGAUAACUGUAUGCCUGGCAGACACUAUCCACUCGAGUUGCUGUGUCUUACCCUCGGUUCACCACAAGGAGGCACUGUGAGACUGAAGCAUGUUUUGAUCACAAACAAAAAGAGCACACUGACUGACACUGCAAUGCCAAAUGUACUGUAUGUGCUCUUAUAGGCUAAAAUGUGUUCAUUUAUAACAGAUUUGAUCUUUUUUUGCAGACAUGCAUGAAUGAGCUACUUGACUUGCAACAAAAUUCUUCCAUGCACUCAUUUAGUCACCAAUAGUUGCCUAUCGUUUACAGAGCAGGAUGUGCAAUACAUGAACCUGGACAAAUACAAUAUAAGAUCAUUUUAUUUUCAUUUUUAUUCAAAUAAGUUUUCCUUUAAAAAGAUAUGGGCCUUUGGUGCACCUUUGUAUUUGUUUUUAAAAUCAUGUAUUGUGUUUUGAACAUCAUUUAUGCAUUUUAAUUAGAAAUAAAAAUAUAAUGACAAACACUAAUGCAUGUGUUAGUCUAGAAUCAGCCGGUGAAAGUCAGGACUGAUUAUGUUAAAGAGGAACACAGUUUAAUGUAGUAAUCAUAAAUAUACAAAUCAUUUAAACACAUUUGAAAAUGUAUGUUUUUACUUUUGUUAUUUUUUUUUUUUACACAGCCACUCACAACUCCUUGUUUUUUCACCAAAUGACUUAUUUUUAAAUUUAAUGUGAAAAAUAAGUACUGUAAAAUGUCAUCUAUUAAAAGAAAUGUUCAAGAUGCCAAUUCAGGUCAUUUUUGUAUCACAACCAUUUACCAUGAACUGGUAAAGUACAACCGUUUGUAUUCAUUCAAAUGUUGUUUGCCUGUCAAAAAUGUUUAUUACUGUAAAGAUGGUGUACAAUAAAUAU
Molecule: messenger RNA, 2147 nt
Organism: Doryrhamphus excisus (bluestripe pipefish)
Lineage: Eukaryota; Metazoa; Chordata; Actinopteri; Syngnathiformes; Syngnathidae
Gene: nt5m
Product: 5',3'-nucleotidase, mitochondrial
Biological process (GO): pyrimidine deoxyribonucleotide catabolic process
Cellular component (GO): mitochondrion
Molecular function (GO): 5'-nucleotidase activity
Source: RefSeq, a predicted model, not a curated record